AUGGCUCAGAACUGCAUAUCGCUGGCUACUUCACGAGAGUGUCCUUCAUUCAACGCCUCGUCUAUCUCGACGAGCAGUGCGCUUGUCGGGUUGUUUCCUUUCUUGUCCUCCGUGACAGAUACAGCUUCGUUUGACUCAGGACUCCAAUCAUACAUUACCGGAGGUUUUACACAGCUACGAUAUCAAACACUAAUAGGGUGCUCGAAUAUCGACCUUGAUAACACAACAGCAUUCUACGCUCGCUACACAACAAGCGUCCUCUGCAACGCCAUAGUGCAGAACUCGAUCACGCCUUGUGGCCUGACUGGUAAUGCCACUCGGCCACUGUGCGCAGACAGUUGUGCUACAUACGCGCAAAGCGAAGAGCAGAUUACUAGCAGUAAUGUCUGCGGCACGGCUAGCAGUUACGCGCUCUCACAGAUCCGCGCAGACUUCACCAACUGUGCGCUACCCGCGGAUUCCUUGUCUGGCCUUUGCAUUGAGGGUGUACAAAAUGAGCCGGACAACUGCGGCUUUUCCACCAAUCUCGGUGGUCUUUGUUCCUAUUGCGCAGCAAGCUCGCCAAACUCCACAGACUCGUGUUGCGUCUUCUCGAAUACCACAUCACGGUGUGCUGGCGUUACCUUACCAGUUGUGGCGUCGUCCUUACUACAACCGGUCACGAUGACGAUGACAGCGACAGCAAGUGGUACCUCCUCCGCAACUGGGGGCGCCGGAGGCGCUGGAGCUGGUGCUACCACCAAUCGUGGCCUCACUGGAGGCCAAAUUGCGGGUAUAGUAAUUGGCUCAGUGCUCGGUGCGCUAUUGCUCUUGGCCUUGCUUAUCGUCGGCUGUCUGCUGCUUAGGAGGCGCAGAGAUCGUAGCCCACCGACAAGCGUAUUUCAUCAGCCGGCGACGACACGCUCACGACCCGAAAUGGCCAUGAAUGACGGCGCGCGCGACCAGGAGCGCGCCGGUCUCGCGGUGCUUCCGGGCGGCAGAGUCGCACGCAUGUCCGCGUUGGAAGGGUCUGAGAGCUCGGAGAAUAAUGGCACCAGAUAUGCACCACUGGGCUAUGGUGGCUACAGAAAGUCGACGUCAGACGAAGAAGAUACGCCCCAGUCGCGAGACCCCGGGCUCCUCGGGCUUGCGCCGCCACCAAAGCGAAGUGCGUCGCUGUCGAGCGGUUCGCAGCUUGCUGGUGGUGGGCCAGAAGACACCUCACCGAGUACCAACAACGACUACACGUCGCCUGAGUCGCAAGGCCAAAGCGAGCAGCUGCAGUUCUUCAAGGACUACUACUCGCAAGAUGAAAUACACCCCUCCGACCUCGUGGCUACACUAUGGGCCUACGAACCACGAGCCGCCGAUGAGUUCAGUCUCGAGCGCGGCGACAUGAUCAAAGUCCUCGGGAUCUGGGAUGAUGGGUGGGCAACCGGUGUACGUGUCAGACAGAAAGCUGAGGACUGGCGGCCGGAAGGCAAAUUGCAGCGAGACAGCGGCAUGAGCAACGGCAGCUCGAGACCGUCGGAGUCGCCGCCAGAGGGCGAGGUCAAGGCCUUCCCGCUUGUUUGUGUCUGUCUGCCUCAGCACUGGCGCAAAACAAUCGAAGGCGACUCGACUGAAGGCUCGGCCCCUGCGUAUCCUGCUGAGCUUCCUUGA
This is a messenger RNA of Baudoinia panamericana UAMH 10762, 1641 nucleotides long. RefSeq lists its product as uncharacterized. Lineage: Eukaryota; Fungi; Ascomycota; Dothideomycetes; Mycosphaerellales; Teratosphaeriaceae. The transcript is spliced from 2 exons. Gene Ontology annotation, molecular function: protein binding. The record is from RefSeq and is a predicted model, not a curated record. The coding region runs from base 1 to 1641 and encodes 546 amino acids.